AGCCCGGACGACGACAACAACAAACCCCGCCCGCAACUGAUCACCGAGGACAGCAACAGACACCACCAACAACGGCUGGUCCAGACAACGACGACGGUGGGUACCUCUCCCACCACCAGGGGCGUCGCGAUGUCAUUCGGUUUCAGGCGACGCACACCGGCACCGUCUAUAGCGGCGAAUGCGACCGCCGCCCGCCGUUUGGCUAAUAAUGUCGCUACCGCCGAAACUAUUAGUACCAACGAAGCCUACGAUAGAAACGGGAACGAUGCCAGCGAUACGGAUGCGCUGACGUCGAACGUGGCGCCUACGGGAAGAUCGACGCCUCGAUUGGUACCGCCUAAAAAGGAGGCUAACGCCACUAAGGUGUCCAGAUUUGGGUUCAGGCAUACUCAAAACGCUAGAGUGAACAAAGUAGCAGAUGUAAAUAAUACGACAGAAAUUAUGAAUCAAAACAAAAAUAAUCAGUUCAAGAAACCAAUUGCUCUAACAAGAACCGUCGUACCCACUGACAAUAACAAUAGAAAUAGAAUGUACAGAGAGCCUCCAACACAGAUCGGAAAAUACACACUUCAGUCCACACAAUUGCCCCGACCUGAACCCAUUCGAGUUAUAGAAACAAAAUCGGCUAAAACAUUGGCGAACAACAACAAAAGGGUGGCGGGGCUGUACCAGCAACAUCCCGAGGAAACGUCUUCCAAAGAUGGAUCACUUACAGAGGAUUCUGGAGUAGGAAGUCACAUUAGCAGAGAAACCGACGUGGUGCUAAGAGGCCUCGACAAUUUCGACUCAUCCCCAACGUUCGGUGCAAGACGAAGACGAAACAGCCAUCACAAACCUCGAAAUCUGGAAGUAGUGGUGACGGGUUGCAACACGUUCGACGUCAGAGAUUUGAACGACUCCAUAGAUUCUUGUGAUAGCGUAUCCGCUCCCCCGUUGCCCCAAUUGCCCAGCGCCUUUCAUUCCUUACCUGAAAACAAAAACAAUUCAUAUCACCCAUCGGGCAUAGUACGAGAUCGCACCGCAGAAUACCAGCGACAUUUAGACCGAACCGGCAGGCACAGGAAAAUUUCGAAAACUUCAUCUGAAGGUUUCAGCGAUGAUUAUGGAGAGGAAGAAAAGACUUAUAAGGAGCUGUUCAGGAGCGAAAAAACGUUCGUGAAACCGUCUGGCCCUCAACCGACGUUUUUCAAAUCUAGAACAAAUCAGCUCAAGAGUGGCGGCGAUUCGAGUCCACUUAGUUCCGAUGAACAAGAAUGGGCGGGAGGUGAAGCAAUGGCCGAUGAUGUUAGUUUUUCUAUAAGCUCCAGCGAUGAAAGCAAAGAUAAAAACCACGAAGAAGAUGAACCAACUGUCUCGGUAUCGCCUAUUUCCAGCGCCGUGAUUGGUUCGGCUUUGCAGAGCCUUAUGAGCAGUUCGCUCUCGAAAUCUUUCAAUCCGUCGGCCUCAAAAGAAGUCAGAAACGUUAUGUUGACAAUAGAAGAUCCGAAAUUCGCAGCCGUGGCUGCAGCCAGCAAUUCUGGUUCUCUUUUGGAAGAUGAAACACUUCUGUCGCCAGUCGAUAGUAUAAUCAGUUGUUCGGAAUCGGAAGAAAUCAGACGAAAAUUACAACGUAGCUCGUCGAAUUCGAAAGAUAUUAAUGAAAAACUCACACCUCCUAGUCCCGGUACACCAACCAAUGCCUCGAACUCCCUGUCCACGUCUGAUGAUAAUGACAAUAUGAAUAAUAGUGGCAAUAAAGAUGACUUUUUGAUCGACGACGAGAUAGCAGACCAGCCGGCUUUGAUAUUCGAAGAGCCUCGUCAUUUAACAACCGAUAACAGUUCGGAAACGAUUAUGGAAUCCACUCCGAAGCCGAGAAGAAGGAUACUGUCAGGAGUUGAACAUAGUCCUUUGAGCGUCAGAAGUAAGAGAUUUUCGCAAAACAGAACCGGGUCUUUGGAUACGUUGUCACCGUGCGAGAGCAUCGCCAGCGAUGAUUUGAUGAUGGACUUUUGCUACAGUCAGAGCAGCGGACUAGAUGAAUGCGAAGCACAAAGCAGUGGUUAUCCUUCACUGAACGAGACUCUCACACAUAGAGAAGAAACGCUGGAAGUUCAUAGGGGUGCUCGAGACUGGAAUUCUGUUUCUAUGACUGAAGUUUACAAAGGACCAGAAAAACACAAGAAAAGUACCGCAUCAAGGACUCGUCUUCUUUCGUCCAGAGUGAGCACACCGAACUCCACCGUUGACUCGCCCAAAUCUCUGGUGCGCGUCGCACGACCAUCGGCGACCAGCAGUCCGGUUAGACAUGGUCGUGUCGUUAAUCUUUCUUCCGCCUGCGGUUACGAUUCGGACGACAGUAUCCGUCUAGACCGCGCCAGUCAUACGGCCAUCAAACAAGAUAUCGUCGGCAUCAAGACUAUGUUGUUGAAGCUCCGGAGGGUACUAAAUGAGACCGUAGAAGAGGAAUUGUUGAGGUCAGAAACUCACAACCCAUUCGAAAGUCAGCACCUGACGAAUGGGAUCUUCAACAGUCUUUGUCCGGACGACACCAAUACAAGCGAAGAUGGGAGUCCCAAUGCCAAAGUCAUGGUAGAAGUGGCGGACCUCCGUAGGCAGGUACUUUUCCUGCAGGGCCAGCUCGAAGACAGAGAGAAGACGGUGCAGACACUCCAGGAGAAAAUGGUGAGAUUGGCGGAGGAUAACUAUCAUGCGAAUUCGGCGCCGGCGUCUACUACAUGCGAAAGCCAAACUUGUAAUGCUGCUACGCAGACAGAGAGGAUUCGACCAAUAUCGGCGAGCCCCUCACUUCUUAAUGGUUCAUCAACUGACGGUAGUGCUGGGUCACUAGUCAGUGUGACUGAACCGCCACUAACAACACAGUCGCCGACUAGUAGACGUUCCCGGCCCCCCACUCAAUCCUCUGACUCUACGGCGGCGAAGCGAACCCCUUCGAGGCUGUGGAGACAACCGGGGGAACCCCCAUCGCCCCAACGCUACGCCACCACCACUUCUUCUACUUCUUCAAUACCGAAGCGGGCCCAUAGUCGAACUAGAACGCCAGCUUCUACAUCGUGA
Molecule: messenger RNA, 3057 nt
Organism: Psylliodes chrysocephalus
Lineage: Eukaryota; Metazoa; Arthropoda; Insecta; Coleoptera; Chrysomelidae
Source: the annotation of a GenBank genome assembly